UCCUAAUACUCAUAUAACAAAAAUCAAUAAGACAAAUGAAUAUAGGGUGUGGAAAUUGUAUAUGUAUAGCAUAUAGGUACAGAAAAAGGAAAGCCUAUAUUUGCCAUUCAUAUUAUAGGUUUCACAGACUUCUGAUCUUCUAUUAAAGCCAUUGUUAUUAUUGUGACUUUUGAGCUUCGAGAACUGUGAUAACAAGAUAUUGUGUUUUUUCUUUCUCUCUUAUUCAUAUAUAUAUAAUUCUUAUUCUUAUAUUCUUAUAUAUAUUCUUAUAUAUAUAUACACAACAUCAACAUGGUUCCUUAGUUUUUUCCCUAAACACAAGGAAGAAAACACAGGUUAUCAGGCUUUGUUGUUCAGCUUUUUUGUUUCCUUCAUUCUCAUUUCCCUUUUUUUUCCUCUUCAGUUGGAGCAUAUUUUCAGGAUCUUGUUCUUUCUUUCUUUCUUCAUACUACAAUCCAUUUUUCUUCUGCUCUUAUCUUCACUAUGCUCAUAUCAUUAUCUCUAUAACAACAACACUCCUGUAUUCCCCUCAAUAACAACAUCAUGAAGUGUAUUAAACCUAUCAUUUUUACUAUGUUUAUUAUUCUAUCUAUGAAUGAAGCUUCUUAUGCACAAGAAGAACCUUCUUCUGAUGUUACUCCAAUGGAGAAACAAGAGCUUGAAGCUUUGUACUCAACCAUUCAAGGCUUUGUUGGUGAUUCAUGGAAUGGCUCAUCUCUCUAUCCAGAUCCUUGUGGCUGGAGUCCUAUUCAGGGAGUUUCUUGUGAUAUUUUCAAUGGAUUUUGGUAUGUAACAGUUCUUAACAUUGGGCCUAUUCAUGAUAAUUCUCUAACAUGUUCUGACGAAAAAUUGGAAUUUAGACCAGAAUUAUUUAACCUCAAGCACCUUAAAGUUUUAACAUUCUUCAAUUGCUUUCAAUCACCAAAUAGUCUUCCGGUUUCAAUUCCGACCGGAAACUGGGAGAAAUUACGUGAGAACUUAGAGUCAAUUGAGUUUAGAUCGAAUCCCGGUCUCGUUGGCAGCAUUCCUUCGUCUUUCGGUGUACUCAGGAAUCUUCAGUCAAUGAUUUUACUCGAGAACGGUUUAUCCGGUCGAAUACCUCAAGAAAUUGGAAAUCUUGUGAAACUGAAGAGACUUGUUUUAUCCGGAAACAAUUUCAGUGGUAAUGUUCCGGAUAAUUUCGGCGGGUUAAGAGAUUUGUUAAUCCUUGAUUUAAGUCGAAACUCGUUAUCCGGAACAUUGCCUUUAACAUUCGGAGGGUUAAUUUCGGUAUUGAAGAUUGAUGUUAGUCAUAAUUUUCUUGAAGGAAAGUUGCUUAAUGAGUUUUCAAGGUUGAAGAAUUUGACACUAUUGGAUUUAAGGAACAAUAGAUUCUGUUGUGGAUUGGUUAAUUCUUUACAAGAGAUGAAUUCUUUGGAGGAAUUGGUUUUGUCCAAUAAUCAAUUAGGUGGUGAUAUGAGGAAUUUGAGAUGGGAGAAUCUGAAAAAUUUGGUGAUUUUGGAACUUUCUAACAUGGGACUAAGAGGUGAAAUUCCUGAGUCAUUGUUUGAGUUGAAGAGAUUGAGAUUUUUGGGACUUAAUGAUAAUAAUCUUACAGGUAAAGUUUCACCUAAGCUAGAAUCACUUCCUUCUCUUAAUGCACUUUAUUUAAGUGGAAAUAAUUUGAAAGGUGAGAUUCAAUUUUCAAAAGGGUUUUUUGGUAAAUUGGGAAGACGUUUUGGUGCUUGGAGUAAUCCUAAACUUUGUGUUCCAGUUGGUGUUAUGUCAUCAGACAAUGUUCCAUUUGGGGUGAAGCCAUGUCAUGAACAAGAAGAAGAGGUUCAUUUGGUGAAAGCUGAUACAAGAAAAGAGAUUCUCAAUGGUGAUAUGAACAUGAAGAACAACACUUCUAUGGGAUUAUCUAGUUAUGCAAAUUGUGGUUUAUGGUGGAUAUUUAUGAUUUUGGGUCUAGUUCUGAAUUGUUAUAUAGUUUUUUAAAUUAUGAAAUAUGUAACUUUAGAUUUUAAUUAGUUAACCUUUAAGAUGUUAGUACAUUACAUUACAACAAGUUGUAUGUCUUUUUUAUGUUUUAUUCUAACAUAAUCUAAUAGUCUUGUU
Molecule: messenger RNA, 2097 nt
Organism: Vicia villosa (hairy vetch)
Lineage: Eukaryota; Viridiplantae; Streptophyta; Magnoliopsida; Fabales; Fabaceae
Product: piriformospora indica-insensitive protein 2-like
Exons: 2
Coding region: 544-1977 (477 amino acids)
Cellular component (GO): plasma membrane
Molecular function (GO): protein binding
Source: RefSeq, a predicted model, not a curated record